AUGCGCUUCCUCCAGAUCGAAUGGCACAACCACGAGCGAGCCCGGAACGCAUGGGACAUUGAGCGCGCCGAGAUGAAGGCCAAGAUCGCAAAGCACGAGGGCGAGUGCCGCCAUGCGAAGAGGAUCAACGAGCAGCUCGAACGACAAGUGCGCAUGCUCGAAAGCGCCCUCAAGCAGGAACGAAGGAAGAAGGGCAGCGAUCCCAGUGCGCCCUUGCAACCAGACAGUGCUGCCUCGCACUCUUCCAGGCGUUAG
Molecule: messenger RNA, 255 nt
Organism: Aureobasidium vineae
Lineage: Eukaryota; Fungi; Ascomycota; Dothideomycetes; Dothideales; Saccotheciaceae
Source: the annotation of a GenBank genome assembly